This is a messenger RNA of Marasmius oreades (fairy-ring Marasmius), 1139 nucleotides long. RefSeq lists its product as uncharacterized. Gene Ontology annotation, cellular component: site of double-strand break; nucleolus; checkpoint clamp complex. The transcript is spliced from 5 exons. Gene Ontology annotation, biological process: double-strand break repair via homologous recombination; mitotic intra-S DNA damage checkpoint signaling; telomere maintenance. The record is from RefSeq and is a predicted model, not a curated record. Bases 58 to 903 code for a protein of 281 amino acids. Lineage: Eukaryota; Fungi; Basidiomycota; Agaricomycetes; Agaricales; Marasmiaceae.
CCUUCGCGUUGCGCCCGUUACUUUCAGAUUCUAACAGGCUACCACCGACAGAAUCAAAUGCGAUUUCGCACUGCAAUUGAAAAUCCUACGACUUUCUUCAAGAUCGUUCAGGCCGUAGAGAAACUUCAGAAAAAAUGUGUCAUAAGGUUCACAGAAGAAAACAUCCACAUAAUUUGUGCUAGUGAGGCAAAUGAAGGUGGGAUGCAGGUCUGGUCGCAAUUCAAGAUUGAUUCACUAUUCAACGAAUAUCGCAUCCAGUCCAAUAAUAACAACGAGAUAACCAUGAAUAUAUCAGCCGAAGCUCUCUCUGCGGCACUCAAAUCUUGUGCUCCGAGUGUCAGUAAAACUUACGAUACCGAAGAGGUCGUGAUGAAGCUUGCGAAAAAGAGCGACCAGGCUGUGUUAAGUUUCGAGAUUGUUGGCAAAACGUCCGUAGGAAGAAGAGUUCGAGUAACGCAUGAUGUGAGGAUCGAAGUGCUAAAGGCGAUCGAUGUGGAAAAGCUUCGCGAACCUAUGUGCCCAGAACCUGAUAUACAUGUACUCUUGCCGCAAUUGUACAAGUUGAGGACGAUAGUUGACAAACUCAAGCCGAUGUCGGAAAUUCUCUCCAUCAAAGCAAGCAACAACGGGUUGUUCCGAAUAUCAAUCAACACCGAAAGCGUUAAGGUCGAAACAGAAUGGAGGAACCUUACCAACCCGAAGAUGGCCCGCGAGGAAUCAUCACAAAACGCUGAAGAACCACAAAAUUCCCCACCCGAUCCCGAUCAAACGUUUGGGGUGUUGGUCUCGAUGCGCAGUUUUGCGAAGUUUCUCAAUAGUCAUGCUAUCUCAACGACAACGAUUGCGUGUAUGUCUUUCAUUACCCAGUAUAUAAGUAUUCAGAUAACAAAAGGUGUUUUCUAGGUAUCUGCAAUAAACAUUGCCUCAUCCUUUAUGUCUAUAUCGGAGAUGUGGCUGAAGCUGGAGGAGUUCUAACCUUCUAUCUUCCUGCGGUCAUCGAUGAUGAAGCUUGAAGACUGACUCGCUUUUUCCGCUCUGCUACCGGACUACCCACACGUUCUCUCGCGAUUGUAUCAUCACAAAGUGUAUCCUUAAAUUUAUACUGCUCAAUAUAACUUUGCUCGUCUUUGCGAGGUCCG